Anoplophora glabripennis (Asian longhorned beetle) is the source of this 835-nucleotide messenger RNA. RefSeq names its product protein SREK1IP1-like. The record is from RefSeq and is a predicted model, not a curated record. The transcript has a single exon. The coding region runs from base 188 to 601 and encodes 137 amino acids. Lineage: Eukaryota; Metazoa; Arthropoda; Insecta; Coleoptera; Cerambycidae. Gene Ontology annotation, molecular function: zinc ion binding; nucleic acid binding.
AUGUAAUGUACAUGUGAUUUUUUGGUUGGGUUUUGUAUUUUGUUUAUAUACUUCCUGUAUUUAUUGUACUCCAGUUAAUAACCACUGUAAUCAGAAAAAAGAAAAAUUGUCAUAAUUUUAAACAGUGAAUAUAAUAAUUUUGUCUUCUGCCAUCAUAUAAGUAAAAAUAUAACCAGUUUUAUUUUCAAUGAAUGAGUAUGGCUCUCGUUUGCUUCCUCCAGCCAAAGAAAGCAGUACUCGCGCUGCGUGUAAGAAAUGUGGCUACGCAGGGCAUUUAACUUAUCAGUGUAGAAAUUUUGUUAAAGUAGAUCCUAACAAAGAAAUUGUUCUUGAUGUUAGUAGUACAAGUAGCGAAUCAGACCAAGAUUAUCUCACCCCUCUUACAGAAUUAAGGGAAAGAGAACUAAAAGAAAAAUUAAAAAAACAGAAGAAAAAGAAACAUAAAAAGAAAUCGAAAAAAGUCAAGAAAAGGAGACAUUCAUCCACAUCUGAUUCUGAAGAAGAUACUUCAUCAAGUGAGAGUGAUAGCGAAGCUAGUGAUACGAACCAUAAGAAUUCAAAAAAACAUAAACACAAGAAAAGAAAGCAUGAGAGAAAAUAAUUUACUUAUACAAGAAUUGAUUUGAAAAAGUACAAUCUGAUUGUACUAAGGAGUAAGCAGUCGUUUUUCUUCAAUCGUGAUGAAUGUGUAAACGUACCAAAAUUUUGUUUCAAAUGUGCUAUUCGUAAUACCUAUAUUUUUAAAACGUAAUGUAAAGUGAGCUUAUAAACAAGAUUGUAAAAAGAAUUUGUGAAAUUGUCUUCCUUUGAGAUUGAAAUAAAAAUGUAUAAUUUA